Molecule: messenger RNA, 1272 nt
Organism: Paramecium octaurelia
Lineage: Eukaryota; Ciliophora; Oligohymenophorea; Peniculida; Parameciidae
Source: the annotation of a GenBank genome assembly
AUGCAAUCCCAAAAUAAUCAAUAUCUCUAAUUUGUAGGAAAACCACAUGUCACUGCAGUCAUUGCAGGAGGAAGGAGAAGAGUAAAUUAUACAUUCGAAGAUAAAAGUGAACUUGUUGAAGAAUAUGAUAUCAACAAUCAUGAAUUAAUUAGUAAAUUUUGAAUAAUAAGUAAUAACAGCUAGAAAAUGGAAAAAGGUAUCUAAUAUUAAAGAAUCAUAAUGGGUUUAUGAAGUUGGCGAAGCUCCAAUUGAUCAAUAAAGCGAAUUGAAAUUAUCUAAUGCAAAUGUAACCAUUAUUAUACUAAAUAAAGCCUAUAUUUUUAAGGAAGGAUACUCCUCAGCACUUCUAAUUUAGAGUCCGCAAUCUGAGUUAUCCAGAAGAUGUUUACCAAAUGGAAAUUGAUGAAAAAACUCAAGAAAUUGUGAUUAAAACAACAAAUAAGAAAUAUUAUAAAAGAUUUGCUAUUCCUGAUAUGAGGAGAGCAAAUCUCAAGCUCGAAUAAGGGAAGGUUACUCACGUUUAUAAGAACAAUACUCUAAUUGUGUCUGUAAAGAAUCCUUAUAUAUUUAUUAGUACCCAAAACCAGAUUAAAUACUAGAGAGAGAAUAUUAAAUUAGAUAAGAAUUCGAUAAAUUAAACAAGAAGAAACCUAAGGAAGGUGAUUUAGAGUGUGUAUAACAAUGAUAUAUAUAUCUAAAGUAUUUUCAUUAGAAUAGUAUGAUGUUAUUAUUUCAAGUAAANUCACUGAGGGUCACAACACUCUGAAUUUAGAUAAAUUCUAAGAGUAUAUUCAAAAUUCUUAGUUUGGUAAGUUGAGUGCAGCAAUCAACUAAUAUUACCAAAAAUAUACCUUACAAUUUAAUACUGUCUGGUUGUGUCUACAGAAUCCAGAAUAAAAGUAACUCUUGGUUGUUGACAAAAAGUUUGAUGCUGUCUUUGAUGACAAUUUUACUGAGUAUGAAUCUUUUUAUAUAAUUCUCAACUCCAUUCUCAGAAGUGCAAUCAAAGAAAUUGAAUAUUAACUCGAAUAGAAGAUCACCUUUCAAGAUACCCAAUAAUUAUUACCAUUAGACAUCGAAGGAGGUGUAAUACUAUUGGAUUACUUGAUAACAUAUUUUUAAUUAGCAUCCCUCAUUCAAGAGUGUUUCGAAGAUCAUUAUGGAUUUGCUGUAGAUUCUAAAAUCGAAUAAAUUGCUGAUGGCAAACCAGUACGUCUGACCUUUGGACACUACAUCGAAAUCAGAAAUAAGAUAAAAUAACUUGAUAUUUGA